AAUCAAGUUGGUUGGUUAUGGAACACUCCAAAAGUGUGUGUGGAACCGAAAGAGAAGGGACUGCGAUUCGCUGGUAAUACUAUAUUCCAUAUGAAUAGGACCCACCGUUUCGUAUAUCCAAGUCAACCGGUUCGCUUUGCGUGCAGGGAUACCAGCACACACAUUAAGGGUACCGAAUGGGACGUUUGCCUAAGAACGGGUAAAUGGAACAUCGGUGAUACGCUAUGUCCCGCAAAGAAAUUGAAUCUCAAUGCGGAUACAAACGGCACCAAUGGAUGCGCCAUCGACACAUAUGACGAAAAUCUAAUAAUCAAGCAGUGCCGGCAUUAUAAUUGUGCAACUGAAGUCUACCCGCCCAUAAAUUCCAUGACAGUACAGUUUUCAUGCAGGGGUAAUACCGUACUGUAUCCGAGUAAUUUAACGUUAUCAAAAAUUGAAUGCAAAGAUAAGCAAUGGAGUCGGAACAAAGUCCCCUAUCACGCUCCAACCUGUCUGAAGACAUGCGACGGUGGCCAAAUCGAUUGUCACGACAUGGUGCUGCCGAUAUGUACCCUUCCAGAAAUGAACUUUAAAUGUAAGGAUCGGAUACCAGUCGGCACUAUUGUGAAUUUGAAUUGCAAAUACGGUUCGCAAAGAUUGCAGGACUCAAUGAAUGUGAAAUGUCAGCCAGAUGGAACUUGGACUAAUAUAUAUGCUUUGAAGGACUAUUGUACAGAGCUUUGCGGCAUAGAUGAGACAGAUUCAACCCUACUAAGUAAGAAUGCACCAACAGUUCAUCCUCUGAAGUCGCCGUGGACUGUCCCGCUUUACACACGGAACGGAACCAUAUUCAAGCGUACAUGCAGCGGAGUUCGCAUAAAAAGCAACUUGGUGCUGACCGCAGCUCAUUGCCUUUAUACAGUCGACAAUAAGAUUCUUUCGGAAGCAUUAAUACGAGUGGGUAAUUCACUAAGUGAUCAAACUGUAAUGGACAACGACUAUAAUCUGGAUUUAGUAGAUCUUAUAAUAGUCAAUGAACGAUAUAACAGAGAACCCAUUGUUGGCGAUAUAGCUGUGCUAAAAUUGCGGCGAAAAAAACGAUCGUAUGUGCCCAAAGUGAUUUGCCUGCCUUGGACUUAUAAUGCUAAUUAUGAGAAAAACAUACCGCUAAAUCUUUCCGGAGAGGUCACCUCGUGGAACACUUCGGAUAUCACAUCAUCUGUUAAUCUGACCUUAACAACUGCCAACAAAAUCGAACAGAAUACCACCGAGGGUUCAGAUAUGUUCAAAGUAAAAAUCGGUCGUGGUGUUAAGCUAUGCUUAGGUGACAGUGGCAGCGCCUUUGUCGGUCCCUGUUAUGGAAGGUAUUCCGAAGCGCUUUCGACCAAAUGUUUGUAUGGCGUGGCGAGCAAUUCAAAACAAGGAUUAGAUACAGAUGAAUGCUCAAAUGUUGUUGAAUUCACAGACCUUUCCAUUUACAAGUAUUUUAUUAAUAAAGAAAUCGAAAUUGUAUUAGAUACAUGUCUGGAUCCUUAA
Molecule: messenger RNA, 1515 nt
Organism: Drosophila hydei
Lineage: Eukaryota; Metazoa; Arthropoda; Insecta; Diptera; Drosophilidae
Product: chymotrypsin-C-like
Exons: 3
Coding region: 91-1515 (474 amino acids)
Biological process (GO): proteolysis
Molecular function (GO): serine-type endopeptidase activity
Source: RefSeq, a predicted model, not a curated record